ACCCUUCUUUAUCCACCAAGUCCGAGAGUGAGUGACAACAUCAGCAUUACACCAUUACCGCGAAGCGAGACUACUCGACCAGCAAUUUUGCAAAAUGACCGGCACGGGCGUCGCCUCGAAGACAGCCGCUCAGCCCAAGAGCGCGGCGCGGCGGCUGUGGCGCGUGAUGCGCGCGGUGCUCUACAUGCUGCGCCGCGGCGUGCUACCUUCAGGCCGCAAGGUUUCCAUGGACCUCUGCCUCUUCCUCCGCCGCGGGAAGCCCAGCGAGGUCGAGUACGCCUCCUUCUCCGCCAGCGUCGCCCAGCGCCGUGGCCGGAACCGCCGGCAAGGUGAAGACGAAGCUGCCAACGGCUACAACGCGGCCGACAUCGCCAAGGUGUUCGAGAUGCUCAACGACGGCGGAAGCCUCUUCGGCGACGAUGACACGCUUGCGCUGGCGACGCCGUCACCCGGGCUGUGGAGUUCGCCCGCCGCCUUCGAGUUCGGGGGCAGCCCGGCGGCGAGGCAGCGCGUCACCGACUCGCCGUGCGCGGGCGAACAGCAGGUGGACAGGAAGGCCGACGAAUUCAUCAGGAGGUUCUACGAGCAGCUGCGCGCGCAGAAGAGCGUCACCGCCACGCCGGAAUGCUACGCCGGCGCGUCGUGCGUCGAGCGCGCCCUAAGGCCGGUAGCCGCCGGCAUCGCUUAAUUUAGAGGCUCGGUGUGCCUCAGUGCUCGUGGCGGCCACGUACGGGUCGCCCAGCAGGGUUUAGUUGGUUUCGUUGGUUGUCUUUCUAUACCUAAUAAUAAAGAAAAUAAGGCUUC
This is a messenger RNA of Lolium perenne, 804 nucleotides long. RefSeq lists its product as uncharacterized. The record is from RefSeq and is a predicted model, not a curated record. Lineage: Eukaryota; Viridiplantae; Streptophyta; Magnoliopsida; Poales; Poaceae.